Messenger RNA from Cyphellophora attinorum, 1011 nucleotides. RefSeq lists its product as uncharacterized. Gene Ontology annotation, molecular function: methyltransferase activity. Lineage: Eukaryota; Fungi; Ascomycota; Eurotiomycetes; Chaetothyriales; Cyphellophoraceae. The transcript has 2 exons. The record is from RefSeq and is a predicted model, not a curated record. Bases 1 to 1011 code for a protein of 336 amino acids.
AUGUCUUCUCUCGAUAUCUCAGACCUUGAUAGCGUGACUCUCGAGCCGGACUACUUCUCGGACGAGGGCUAUGCGGAGUCGGUCGGUACGUCAUAUGCGACCAGCAUCGCUUCAGAGAUCAGGAGAGGCAUCGAGGAAAAUGGCCGUACUUAUCCCGCCUACGGCAUGAAUGAGUAUGGACUGCCUGUCGAUGAGGCCGAACAAGAUCGCAAUGACCUUCAACAUUGCAAGUUCAUGCUCAUUCUAGGCGACCGCCUACACCUGGCUCCCAUCCGCAAUGAUCCCACAAAUAUCCUCGACCUUGGAACAGGUUCAGGUAUUUGGGCAAUUGACAUGGCAGAUAAAUACCCCACGGCUCAAGUCAUUGGCGUCGACAUUGCCAACGUGCAGCCACAAUGGCUUCCCCCAAAUUGCGCCUUUGAGAUUGACGACGUCGAACGCGACUGGAUUUACAAGCCUGACUCCUUCGACUUCAUACACGGUAGGGAAUUCCUGCUUGCGAUCAGAGACUGGAGCAAGCUCAUCAAGCAAUCGUACGAUCAUUUGAAACCGGGCGGCUGGCUCGAGCUCUCAUCUACUCUACCAGACGCUGGAAGCGACGAUGACACGAUUCCUGAGAAUAGCGCCUGGGUCCAAUUUACUCAAGUUUUCUUCCAGAUAGGUGAGAUCAUUGGGGCAUCGGGCCACGCUCCAAAGACUUGGAAGGCAAAAAUGUUGGAACAAGGCUUCGAAGACGUGCAUGAGCACAUUUUCAAAGUACCUUGUAACGCAUGGCCAAAGGAUCAACGUUACAAAAACAUCGGCGCUCUGGAGCUAGCCAACCUGGAUCGAGGCGCCGAGGCAAUUCUGAUUCGAGGCAUGACAGGUGUGCUCGGGAGGACGAAGGAAGAGGCUCAGGUCCUCUUUGCAAAAGCUCGACAAGAAUCACGAGACUUACGAAUGCAUGGUUAUAUACGAUUUUACUGUGUGUAUGGGCGAAAGCCGUCCAAGAAGGCCUACAAGGAUGAAUGA